AUGACCACCGACUUCACCCCCUUCGCCACCACCCUCUCCACCCUCCUCUCCCAAACCGCCACUCUCCCAGCCAGCGACCUCGCCACCUCCGCCAUCGCCGCAACCCACGCCUUCUACCCCACCGCCGCCGCCUCGGCCGCCCCGGACACCACCCCCACCACCAUCAUCCGCCAGCUCAUCGACCACAUCUGGGCCGCCGUCAUCAACCAGGUCCGCGCCGACGGCACCACCAACGAGAAACUCGCCGACUUUGUAAAGCUCUUCUGGGACGGGCUGGUCGCUUCUGCCCCGCAGGAAUGCCGCACGCAGCAGCUGGGGAAGUAUGAUGACUUGGAUUGGAUCACUAUCGAUAACGCGAUUGGCGGCCCAUGUGAAGGCGGCGCCUGGUGCAGCGGCGACCACGUCGAGCGUGACGACGGCAUCGAAUGCACCAACGACCGCACCCACAGCCUCGGCGGCAGCUUCGACUUCCGCCGCAAAGCCUGGGUGUCAUAUGUGCACUUUUGCGCCAUCCUGCUCGCGCGGGACAUGGUCAACACUCGCGGGGUGCUGCACCGCGCGACGCUGGGCAUCUUUGACGACGGGGAGGCGACUACUGGCGGGUGGGAUUACCGCGGGAGUAAUAUUAUGGCGUUUGAGAAGGCGCUUGGGGUUGUAGGUGGGAUUUUCUGGGAGCAGGGAGGCAGCUGGUGGGAGGUGGAGAAGGGGAUGGGGGUCACGGGGGAGAGGUUUGUGACGAGGUGGGAGGACUUUAUAGAGAUAUUGGGCGGGGUGGAGGACUAUGAGAGGGAGGAUGACGAGGUGAGGGAGAGUGCGGGGAGGGCGAAGGUGUUGUUGGAGGAGAUUAGGGAGGCGCAUGCGAAGAAGUAG
Molecule: messenger RNA, 870 nt
Organism: Morchella importuna
Lineage: Eukaryota; Fungi; Ascomycota; Pezizomycetes; Pezizales; Morchellaceae
Exons: 2
Coding region: 1-870 (289 amino acids)
Source: RefSeq, a predicted model, not a curated record